AUGGUGUGUAUCCCAUGCAUCGUCAUUCCAAUUCUGCUCUGGGUCUACAGAAAAUUCCUGGAGCCAUACUUAUACCCUCUGGUAGCCCCUUUUGUUAAUCGCAUAUGGCCUCAAAGAAGUCUACAGCAACCCAGUGAUCAAACUAAAGCCAAAGGAGACUAUAAGUGUGCAGACGUAAACGGGCCAAUAGAAAUCUCUGAUAAAAAGAAAGACUGA
This is a messenger RNA of Elephantulus edwardii (Cape elephant shrew), 216 nucleotides long. RefSeq names its product UPF0729 protein C18orf32 homolog. The record is from RefSeq and is a predicted model, not a curated record. Lineage: Eukaryota; Metazoa; Chordata; Mammalia; Macroscelidea; Macroscelididae. Gene Ontology annotation, biological process: positive regulation of canonical NF-kappaB signal transduction. The coding region runs from base 1 to 216 and encodes 71 amino acids. The transcript has a single exon.